This is a messenger RNA of Oncorhynchus masou masou (cherry salmon), 810 nucleotides long. Its product is annotated as ras-related and estrogen-regulated growth inhibitor-like protein. Bases 193 to 810 code for a protein of 205 amino acids. The record is from RefSeq and is a predicted model, not a curated record. Lineage: Eukaryota; Metazoa; Chordata; Actinopteri; Salmoniformes; Salmonidae. The transcript has 5 exons. Gene Ontology annotation, molecular function: GTPase activity; GTP binding.
GAGCGGCAGAGUGGAAACGGUCACACCACUAUGGAUGCGUCCUGCUCGAUAUUUUUAAAACUCUUCUUUUGGUGGUAGUGUAAUGUAGACUUCAAGGGAUUCGAUUUUUCAAAGGGAUUAUUGUUAUUUUUUCUUUGAAGUGGUAAACUUUAACAACCACUUUUUAAAUCGUAAGGGAAUCAAACCGCCAUAAUGAAUGAUAUUAAACUUGCGGUUUUGGGAGGCGAAGGAGUCGGGAAAUCAGCUCUCAUCGUUCGAUUCCUGACGAGGCGAUUUAUCGGCGAAUAUGCCUCAUCAUCAGAAUGCAUAUACAGGAAGCGUCUGUCUAUUGAUGGAAGACAGCUGAAUCUAGAACUCUAUGAUCCAUGCUCACAGGCCUGUGAGGGGAAGUCGACUCUGACCGACCAGAUCCACUGGGCUGAUGGCUUCGUAGUGGUCUAUGACAUCAGUGACCGCUCCUCCUUCAUCAAGGCUAAAGCCAUAGUACACCUGAUCAGAGAGUUAAACCUGGGAGUGGCCAAGAGGGAUGCAGACACUCUGGUGUUCCUGGUGGGUAACAAGCAGGACCUGUGUCACGUGAGGGAGGUGCGUCGAGAGGAAGGCCAGCGUCUGGCAGCCGAUUCCCAGACCCAGUUCUACGAGCUCUCAGCCGCAGAACACUACCAGGAAGUGGUCCUCAUGUUCUCGAAGAUGGUCCACAAUGCCAGCCUUGGGGGCAAGGCCAAGGAGAGGAGACGGAGACCUAGUGGCUCCAAGUCCAUGGCCAAACUCAUCACUAAUGUCUUCGGGAAGCGGAGGAAAUCAGUGUGA